Molecule: messenger RNA, 1827 nt
Organism: Hypoxylon trugodes
Lineage: Eukaryota; Fungi; Ascomycota; Sordariomycetes; Xylariales; Hypoxylaceae
Product: DnaJ-domain-containing protein
Exons: 1
Coding region: 1-1827 (608 amino acids)
Biological process (GO): protein folding in endoplasmic reticulum
Cellular component (GO): endoplasmic reticulum
Molecular function (GO): protein-folding chaperone binding; misfolded protein binding
Source: RefSeq, a predicted model, not a curated record
AUGUCGUCUCUUCCUCCCGACCCUUACAAGAUCCUCGGUGUAUCCAAGGACGCCCAGCUGCCAGAAAUUCGAUCCGCUCACCGGAAGCUGGUCUUGAAGUGCCACCCCGACAAGGUCCAAGAUCCCAAGUUAAAGGAGGAGAAACAGAAGGAAUUCCAACAAGUCCAACAAGCCUAUGAGUUGCUGAGCAACGAAAACGAAAGGAUUAGAUACGAUGAUAAAGUUAGACUUGAAGAGCUGAGAAGAGAUAGAGGUAUGACGUCGACUUCAACGUCGUCACCUCGCUCUUCGAAGCGCCAUGAGACAAAAUACUAUGAUGUACGCGAAGCAGAGCCGCGACCAUCGACCUUUGCGGCCUCCACCAGCCCCCACAAUGUUUAUUCCCACACACCUCCGUCGCGUUCCUUUGACGAGGAGAUAUAUGCUAGGAGAUUUGAGGAAAAGCCCCGCUCCGCGAGAAAAGCUGCGAGCUAUGAAUAUGAGAGAGAGAAGCCAUCUAGGAAAGAGAGCGAGCGUCAAAGACGGAAGGAGGAUGAGGAGUGGACUCGCGAAAAGGAGAGAGAAAGAGAAAGACUUAGAGACAUCAGAUUGAUGGAAGAGAAAAGGGAGCGUGAACGUGAACGUGAACAGCGAGAACGUGAUGCGUUGAGAGAAAAAGAAAAGGAGGCAGCAGCCAAGAAAGAGAAGGAUCGGCGUAAGGAGGAGCGAAAAGAGGAAAAGAAGAAGACAGAGAAGGACCGCCGCAAGGAGUCCGAUGAGAAGCACCGCCGCCACAAGACCCCGUAUGUGGAGACGUAUCCGGACGACCGGGAAGAAGUUAUUUACUCGACAUCUUCAUCAUCCAAGACGGACAAGAAGAAGUCUAGCAGUAGCCGAAAGUAUGACGAAGUCCCGGAACCACCGCAGUCAUCACAGCCGCCACCAACCACGGAGCGAGAGAGGAAGAACUCGGCUAAUUUGGAAUCUGCAAUUCGAUACUUGAACAGGUCGGGCGCGAAACCCCCGUCCCUCGCCCGGGCGCAAACGUACCAUGACUCUGUCAGCAGUGGUAUGCGGCAUAUAGCCCCAAUCGCCGUCCCAACACCACCGCCUGCUGCCGCAGCGGCUUUCCCGCCCCCACCCCCAGCUGAUAUUAGAGAUGCAUCGCUAGAAGAAGACGGGGUGAAAAGGUCGUCGGCAAGGCCUCGCCGCAUGUCGCAUGAUACCCCUAGGUCGUCGAAGGAGAAAUCCUCGCACAAGAAAUCCGGAUCUUCCAGGGAUCCAAUUAUCGUGGAUGCUGCAUCUCCUACCUCUCGAAUCAUACCUACUUUCCAGAAGUCUCACUCCAUUCCCAUACCUCUUAACCGCUCUAGCACCGACUAUUCUCGUCCGCCUCCGGCGGCUGGUCUGGAGCGUGCAGCAACUUGGAUGGCAGACACUGGCCAUGGUCGAGACCGAAGUCGCUCGCGUCAUGCGCGCUAUACUACGGAUGAGUCGUCUGAGGAAGAUCGGGAACGUCGACACCGUCGAAGCCGGCGAACAACGCAGUCUCCAGAGCCCAUGCCAGCACAGUCGACCAAACGAUACACAGUUACCGCCGGGAAAACCGUCCCAAUACAAGAACUUUACCUAGCUGAAGAAUCGCCUAGGAACUCUAAAAGGACUUAUGCCAUGCCUAAUACUUCUGUGCGCCGCGGCGAACCUCCAGCAAGUUACUAUGAUGACGUUUUCGAAGAGGAGCCACAACCAAUAUUCCCGAGCGUCAAAUACUCAGCGACGUUUGAUGCCAAUGAAAUUAACUUUAGCGACGUACAGCAUUCGCAUCAUCACCGAGAAGAGGUAUACUAA